Panicum virgatum (switchgrass) is the source of this 1794-nucleotide messenger RNA. RefSeq names its product UDP-glucosyltransferase 29-like. The record is from RefSeq and is a predicted model, not a curated record. The coding region runs from base 1 to 1416 and encodes 471 amino acids. Lineage: Eukaryota; Viridiplantae; Streptophyta; Magnoliopsida; Poales; Poaceae. The transcript has a single exon. Gene Ontology annotation, molecular function: UDP-glycosyltransferase activity.
AUGGCGCAGGCGGAGCGCGAGCAGCUGAGCGUGGUCAUGUUCCCGUGGCUCGCGCACGGCCACAUCAACCCCUACCUCGAGCUCGCCAGGCGCCUCACCUCCGCCGACCACGGCGGCGGCGUCGACGUCGUCGUCCACCUGGUGUCCACGCCCGUCAACCUCGCGGCGAUCGCGCACCGGCAGACGGACAGGAUCCGGCUGGUGGAGCUCCACCUCCCGUCCCUCCCCGACCUGCCACCCGCGCUGCACACCACCAAGCACCUCCCGCCCCGCCUCAUGCCGCUCCUCAAGCGCGCCUGCGACCUCGCCGCGCCGCGCUUCGGCGCGCUCCUCGACGAGCUCCGCCCGGACGUCCUGCUCUACGACUUCCUCCAGCCCUGGGCGCCCGUCGAGGCCGCGGCGCGCGGCGUGCCCGCGGCGCACUUCAGCACCUGCAGCGCCGCCGCCACGUCCUUCGUCUUCCACUGCCUCAGCGCCGACCGCGCCUUCCCCUUCCAGUCCAUCGGCCUCGGCAGCGCCGAGGAGGAGGCCAACUACACCCAGCUGUUCGUGGUGCGCGAGGACCCCGCCGCCAUGGUCUCCGAGCGCGACCGCCUGCUGCUGAGCCUGGCGCGCUCGUCGGGCUUCGUGGCCGUCAAGACGUGCGCGGACAUCGAGCGCCGGUACAUGUACUACCUGUCCGAGCUCCUGGGAGGCAAGGAGAUCAUCCCCUGCGGGCCGCUGCUGGUGGACUCCGCCGAACCGCCGGAGAGCACGGCGGCGGCCGAGUCGGACCGCGUGAUGCGGUGGCUCGACGGCCAAGAGCCGGGCUCCGUGGUGCUCGCCUCCUUCGGCAGCGAGUACUUCAUGUCGGAGCAGCAGAUCGCGCAGAUGGCGCGCGGGCUGGAGCUGAGCGGCGCGCCCUUCGUGUGGGUGGUACGGUUCCCCAAGAGCAAGAGCCCCGGCGACGAGGAGCGCGGCGCGGCGCGGGCGCUGCCCCGCGGGUUCGCGCCGGCGCGCGGGCUGGUGGUGGAGGGGUGGGCGCCGCAGCGGCGGAUCCUGGCGCACGGGGCCUGCGGCGCGUUCCUGACGCACUGCGGGUGGAGCUCGGUGCUGGAGGCGCUGGCGGCGGGGGUGCCGAUGCUGGCGCUGCCGCUGCACAUCGACCAGCCGCUGGGCGCCAACCUGGCCGCGGAGCUGGGCGCCGCCGCGCGCGUGCCGCAGGAGCGCUUCGGGGAGUUCCGGGCUGAGGACGUGGCGCGCGCGGUGCGCGGGGUGGUGCGCGGCGAGGAGGGCCGCGCCAUGAGGCGCCGCGCCGGGGAGCUGCGGGAGGUGGUGGCGCGGAACGACGCGGACGCCGCGCAGGUCGGCGCGCUGGUGCGGCGACUCGCGCGCCUCUGCGGCAAGGGCCAGCGGGUGGCCGCCGUGCCCUACUGAAACACGAUUUGGUUGUUGCGUCUCUUCUCUGGCUUUUUCCUCGCAACGAGGCUUCAAAGUUGAAACACGAUUUGAAUUCGAGAUCUUGAGUUGUUCCCGUUGUCGUCUUUAGGUUGAGCUGGACUUCAUCUGCAUGGGCCACCGAACUGUAUUGUUAGGCCCGCUCGUUGGAAGCCCAGUUAGUAGUCACCUUCGGCCCAUGUGGGCUGUUUGGAUGUGUUGUAAAUGGCCCAUGUGGGGAUGAUUUGUCAAAAAAAAAAUGUUUAGCAUGGAUGACGUGGCGAAAUUUCCGCAACCCAAAUAUUUUCGAUGUUCCUUUUUAGUUCAAAAAUUUGUAUUCUAUACUACCUCUUUUAGUUCAAAAAUUUGUACUCUAUA